Paramecium tetraurelia is the source of this 1290-nucleotide messenger RNA. RefSeq lists its product as uncharacterized. Gene Ontology annotation, biological process: magnesium ion homeostasis. The record is from RefSeq and is a predicted model, not a curated record. Gene Ontology annotation, cellular component: intracellular membrane-bounded organelle. The transcript is spliced from 3 exons. Lineage: Eukaryota; Ciliophora; Oligohymenophorea; Peniculida; Parameciidae.
AUGAAAUAUUUACAUUUAUUUAAACUUGUUGUCUUUUUGCAUAGUUCAUAUAUGGUAUUAGGGGAUGAGGUUGAAAAUGAAAAUGAGCCUCACCAUCAUAGAUAUAGCCCCUCAGACGGAACAUUUUGGGUAUUCCUUUUAUAUGCAAUUGGAUUGUCUCUUUUAGCAGCAUUCUGUUCAGGAAAUACUCAAGGAUUGCUAUCAAUAGAUAUGUUGAAUUUGGAACUUAAGUAGAAGAGUGGAACAGAAUAUGAGAAGAAAGUGGCUUAAAUACUGCUGCCUGUCAUUUCUCAGCACCACUUAUUAUUAUCAACUUUGUUGGUUGGAAAUGCUUUUGCUUGUGAAACCUUGCCAAUAAUUUUACAUCAAUUGGCCCCAGAUUGGUUAGCAAUUCUGAUAUCUGCAGGGAUCAUAGUGUUGUUUGGAGAGAUAAUUCCAUCAGCAUUUACAACAGGCCCAGAUUAAUUAGUAAUUGGAAUGAAAAUGAUUCCUUACGUAAAAGUAUUACAAGCCAUACUAUACAUAAUUUGCUAUCCAUUGAGUCUGUUGCUAGAUUAUGUAUUGGGAGUGCAUCUCCAUCAAAGAUACAAGAUAAAAGAUGUAAGAGGGUUGCUGAAUUUGCAUGCCCAAGAUAGUGGACACGGAAAUAAUGCUUAAUUGUCUAAGGAUUAGAUGUAAUUGCUGGAUUCUAUGAUGGAAAUGAGAAAGCAAACAGUAAUGAAGAAUUGCAAAGACAUAAAGAAAGUCUUCAUGAUAAAUGCAGAGGAACGAUAUAGUUCAGACUUAAAAAAUAAAAUCAGAAUAAAAGGAUUCUCAAAGAUUCCAGUUUAUCAGGGAUAAAACAAAGAUUAAAUAAUCGGGACAAUACAAGCUAAGUCUAUUCUGAAAUUGACAGCUUAAGAUUAUGGUAGGCCAUUGUCGUCUCUGCUAUAGAUGCAAGAACCAUUGAUAGUUCCAAAAGAUACCACCAUGUUAGAAAUGCUUAUGUUGUUCCAACAUGAACGAAAAUCGCUGGCUUUCAUUUGUGAUAAAGGAAAAAAAGUACAAGAAUAUAAUACAAUGAAUAUAUCAAAUUUAAUCGUUGAAGGAUAAAAUAAUAUAAUUGCAUUGAUUGGUUUGACGGAUGUAUUCGAAGAGAUGCUUGAUUUUGAGAUUGAAGAUGAAGAUGUUCAUGGAACCUUGCGUGAUUAUCCAAGAUAGAGAAAUAAGUAUACUGAAUUGAAAGUCAUAACUGAAGAGUAAGAAAGGUAAGGUAAGGGACGCGAAUUGAAAUAGAAACUAUUAUCAUGA